AAGGCCCCCCCAGGUGAAGCCGGGGCGGUGGGGCCGGGGUCGGUACCGGCCCUCACUCAGCCCCCUCCCUUCCUCCCUUCCUCUCCGUUGCUGCUGCUGCUGCCGCUGCCGCCGCUCCCCUCUCACCCAUGUCCCAGGUCAGCAGCCACCGAUCGAGCCGCCCGGAGCCCCCCCGGGCCGAGCCCGCCCCAGCGACAGAGGCGGGCGAGACCUCACGGCCGUCACUAAGGGCAGCAGCAGCGGCAGAGCCCCGGGCACCUGCUCGCCCUGCGCCUGGCCCCGUGGCACCGAAGAAGGAGAAGCCCCUGGAAGAUGAUGAGUCCCAAAAAGUCGUGACAAAAGGCCCCCGGGCUGAGCUUGCAGGUGCCCCCGAAGCUGUGACAUGCCAGCCCCAGGUGCGAUCAGCCCCCAAGACCCCCAGCCCCUGCACCCACCUGCUGCAGAAUGGGGCUGGGCGUGGGGUGAGCCCAGGUGGUGCCAACGGGGAGGCAGGGAACGGUGCCCUCCGUGCCCUCCCCAGCAGCCAGAAGCCUCACCGGAAGCUGCAGUCCCACCACUCCAUCAGCAGCCAGAGCAGCAAGAAGAGCAAGGGCAGCUCCAAGUCGGCCUCUUCCCACAUCCCCAUUGAGGCACAAGAAGACUGCUGCGUCCACUGCAUCCUCUCCUGCCUCUUCUGCGAGUUCCUGACCCUCUGCAACAUCGUGCUGGACUGUGCCACCUGCGGCUCCUGCACCUCGGAGGACUCCUGCAUCUGCUGCUGCUGCUGCAACUCGGGCGAGUGCGCGGACUGCGACCUGCCCUGCGACAUGGACUGCGGCAUCAUCGACGCCUGCUGCGAGUCUGCCGACUGCCUGGAGAUCUGCAUGGAGUGCUGCGGGCUCUGCUUCUCCUCCUGAGGGCUGCCCGCACCGCGGGGGGGGGCACCGAGGGCGGCUGUUCCCCUCCCCGAGCUCUGCCAUAGCAGCCAAGGGUCCGCUCUGUCCCUGGACUGGUGAAGACUGAGCCUGGUGGAAGAGGAGAGUAAAAUCCAUCCCCUCCCCCCCCCCCGCCCUGCCCUCACCCCCGGCCUGCUGCAAGCCUCAACCGGCAGCUGGCAAGCUGGGCUUGGCUCCUGCCUGGGGAAGGGCUGGGGGACUCGGGACAGCUGGUGGCACGUCGGGUGGUCCAUCGGGUGGUCCAUCAGGCUCUACCUCUUCCCCCACACCGAGCUGCUUCACCAAGGACCAUAGGAGCCUCCUGCCACCUGAGCCGAGAGCAGGAGCACCCACCCCAGGCACCACAGAGCCCAUGGGUGCCACCCUGAGGUCCCGGCGUUGGGGACAGUCUGUCCUGCUGUCACCACCCCAGGACAGUGCUCUGGUUUGCACAGCAGGUGGCACAGAGCAUCCCCUCCCAAAGGACACCUCCGACGCUGGGCACAGCACAGAGCCUUGCUGAUGCCAAAGCCUUUAGCCAGGCUGGAGGGUCCUGUGCUGUGGGACACAUCCUGCCAGCCCCUUCCCUUCCUUGAAGCUGAGAUCUGCAGCCAAGUGCAAUACACACAGCCUGCUCCCCUCCUUGGUUCUCUGACCAGGAAGAAGCUUUUCCUUCACUGGUCCCAGCAUUAGGGCUGCAGCCAGGGCUGCUGGGAGCUGUGCCAAGCUGCUUUUGACCCCUAUGUGUCCCAAGGGUGGUGGGGCAGGGUGGCUCAGUUUGAUGCCAAAUGACCCCCAGUAGUCGUUGGCCUGAUCCCACAAGCCCAGGGACAAGGCCUGUGGCUGGGUGAGGGUAGGGGACACUCAGCUGAAGGGCUGGAGUGAGUGGGGGGGAGGGGGCCCAGGAUGUUAUUCUUCUGUCCCUUUCCUUUGUCACUGUAAAUAAAAGUCUGCCUCCAUUUCUGACCCACACUGCCCUCUCCUGCUGCACAGGACAC
This is a messenger RNA of Pogoniulus pusillus (Red-fronted tinkerbird), 1912 nucleotides long. It is a transcript of the gene MDFI, whose product is annotated as MyoD family inhibitor. NCBI's taxonomy places the organism in Eukaryota, Metazoa, Chordata, Aves, Piciformes, Lybiidae. The record is from RefSeq and is a predicted model, not a curated record. The coding region runs from base 129 to 896 and encodes 255 amino acids. The transcript has 4 exons.